Talpa occidentalis (Iberian mole) is the source of this 684-nucleotide messenger RNA. The record is from the annotation of a RefSeq genome assembly. Lineage: Eukaryota; Metazoa; Chordata; Mammalia; Eulipotyphla; Talpidae.
AUGGCAUAUCCAUUUCAAUUUGGCCUCCAAGACGCAACAUCACCUAUCAUAGAAGAACUACUACACUUCCACGAUCACGCGCUUAUAAUCGCCUUCCUAAUUAGUUCUCUGGUACUCUAUAUUAUCUCACUUAUAUUAACGACCAAACUGACACACACAAGCACAAUAGAUGCACAAGAAGUAGAAACUAUUUGAACUAUCCUGCCUGCCAUUAUUUUGAUUAUAAUCGCUCUUCCAUCACUACGAAUCCUUUAUAUGAUAGACGAAAUCAACAACCCAUCACUAACAGUAAAAACAAUGGGUCAUCAAUGAUAUUGAAGUUAUGAAUAUACUGACUACGAGGACUUAACAUUCGAUUCAUAUAUAGUACCAACAACCGACCUGAAACCAGGGGAACUACGACUGCUAGAAGUUGAUAAUCGAGUGGUACUACCAAUAGAAAUAACCAUCCGAAUGUUGAUUUCAUCUGAAGACGUAUUACACUCAUGAGCCGUACCAUCUCUAGGGUUAAAAACAGACGCAAUCCCAGGACGACUAAACCAGACAACCCUAUUAUCAACUCGACCUGGCCUAUAUUACGGACAAUGUUCAGAAAUUUGUGGUUCAAACCAUAGCUUUAUGCCUAUCGUACUUGAAAUAGUCCCUUUAAAACACUUCGAAAAAUGGUCCUCAUCUAUACUAUAA